Molecule: messenger RNA, 1851 nt
Organism: Drosophila serrata
Lineage: Eukaryota; Metazoa; Arthropoda; Insecta; Diptera; Drosophilidae
Source: RefSeq, a predicted model, not a curated record
UGUUUAACCCACCAGACGUGCGCCAAUGCUCCGAUCCGCAGAGCUUUGCUCGGUUUAGUGUCAGUUUCGCGUUUUCGAAGCGUGUGAUCACGCAAAAAGUUUGUUUCGUGUGUUUGUGACGCAGUUCAAGCUCGGUUCUAAUUAAUCCAAGAAUUAAAGUUUAAAUAAAAAUCAAUAUUAAACUUGAGAAUAAGCUGCUCCAAAAAUAUUACUGUGAACCCAAAAACCACCAAGCAAAUAUCAGAAAUUAAUCAAAGCAUUUGUUACAACACAAAAACGGCAACGCAUUCGCUUUGAUUCGAUUUGAUUUCGAUUCUCUUCUUUUGGCGGAGAGACACACACGAAAAAAAGUCGGGUAAAGAAAGAGGAAGCAACUACAAAAAAUGUGCCGCUGCUGUCAAAACUGUUGGGAAGAUUUCUAUUGGAACUGCUUUGAGGAGCGCUUCUGCUACGACGAAUCGAUUGCAAACUACAAUCCCGAGGACGACGAGGACUACUUGGCUGCUCAGAAAAAUGGCCAGAUUAUUGGCCGGAUACAACCCGCAUCCGUGGAUAAUAAUAAUUCGCUGACGGUGCCCCAACCGAUUUGCGAUCAGCCUCAAUUGAGGCACGGCAACAACUCGGGUCUGGGCCUGAGCCUAAUGAGCGCCAAGAUCCAUGAGGAGGACUAUCGUCGUGAGACGCAGAUCAAUGUGCCCACAUUGGGACCAGAGAUAUUGGCCGUGUUUGCCAAUUCGCAGAUCUUCCAGGACCAUCAGCCGACCAAGUUGAAUCGCAUCAGCACAAAGACCUACUUGGCCGGGAUACAUUCACCGAAUCGGGAAAUGCCCACAACGCCGCGUCUCAGUGACCAGGAACGCUUGCUGCGACGUCUGGAAGGAGAUGCCAUCGAUUCCAAGACAGUAUCACCUGAGAAGCGAAUCACCUUCACUUUGGCUCCCAGUUCCCCCGAAAGCUCUCCCUCGGGCAGCCAGACCACCCUCAGUCAGAAGUUCGAGGCCAUUGCCGAGGAGGAGAAGGAGGACGACAAGGCCGAUGACCAGCAGGAAGAUGAAACUGUGGAGGAGGUGGUCCUGCGACCUCGUCUUAUCGAUCGACAUCCCCAUUUGUUGGCCAAUCCAAGUGGGCUGACCACCACACCGAAACGUAUCCUGCGUUCCGCCAAGAGUGUCCCUCACAUGAAUGUCCGUUCGGCGGCCAGUGAGACCGAUAUAUUCUCCAUAAGUGGCACUGUGACCGGCAGCAACCAGAUCAGCAUGACACCGGAGGUGCCAUCAAUCUCGUUUAGCAAUCUGCCCAAGAACUACGAGGAUACACCCACCAUUGAGAAGUAUCGAGUGUUCCAGAGUCUGUACUCCAUCCAGACAGCGAAUGCAGCCCGGGCCACUCAAGAUGAUUACUCCAUGCCGCGAUUUCGUCGAUCUGCCAUGCUGAUGACCCAGAGUUCAGAGGUGCUGCCGGGUGCCUUCCUGGCCUCCAUGUCGCCAUCGAUGGCCUCGUCAUGCUCGCCAGGCUCCUCCAAGGAUGAGAUUCGGCGACCCGAGAAGGAGAAGAACAAGCGUCUCCAGAGGUUGCGUGGAAAUCUGCCGCCUUUACUCAUCCAUUCCGUGUCCUUCAAGCGCAAUCGCGACGAUGGCAAGCAGGUGGACUAGCACACCUGUGAAAUACCAUAAAUUUACCUAAUUGUUAAUAUUUUCGUAUACACUUUAAAUGUUUUUAAAUGUCUUAGUAUUAGUCCAUGCGUCCACCCACUCAGUAUUCGGUUGUACUUCAUUUUGCGUUUAUGAUUGAUAUUCCAAACUUAUUGUACUUUUACCCAAAUAAAGUCCUUUAAAAAAAGGGAUAUACAGA